UUUCUAACCGUGACAACGACUGACGACGCGUCACGAUCAAGAGCCACUGCAUUUUGACUGGAUUGAGGUUGUAUCCCAAGCGUCUCUCCGGAUCCCAUUUCCUCAUAACUCGACAAAUUAUUAUGUCCUCUGAAUAUGGCAGUGUUGCAGAUGCUGUUAACCCAACGUGUGCCGCGAUAAAGCGUACUCCAUCACGCGCUAGCGUUUCGAGCACAUACUCAACUAGGAAGCGAAGGCGGGUUUCAGUGGCUUCGCUUGACUUGGAAGGGGAUUUGGCAACACCAUUAGCACCGGAGACUCCCAUCGAGGAGAUAAACGCAGAUCGAUUUUUGACAGUACGAACUUCAACGUCAUUGCCAUUGAAUGUCACCCCGAGAACAAAUCGUAUCGCCAAAGCGUUUGGUCUACUUGACGACCGUGUAUUAAGUCCCACCAACUCUCCCUCACUCUCUUCAGAUACGUCUCUUCGUUCAUUGCUUCGCCGAAGUGCCUCCGAAUUGUUUUCGACUUCCCGUACUGCAUCUCUACUCUCAGCAAAGUCCAAUUUAGGGACUCGGAAACAUUUCGUAAUGGCCCUCGAUGGACCCGGAAUGUCUACUGACCUUUUCGCCUCUCCAAUGGCAUGGUCACACGCCAACUGCAUCGGAGUUGCUUUCAAGUAUGAUGUGUAUUUUCAGAACCUUGAAUCCCGGGCAGUAGUUCACUUGUGUCGUUCCUCCCUUUCAGACGGAACAGUCCACAGCAUCGAUUGGGGUGGCAAAACCAAACCUUAUUUACUCGCGCUCGGGACGACAGUCGGUGCUGUCAGAAUUAUGGACGCCGAGAACAGAAAGCAGCUUGUAGACUGGGUCGAUGGUGGUCAUGGCAUGGGAGGCAUGCACUGGAAUGGCGAUGUCCUUGCUGUUGGCAGGACUGGCGGCGGUGUGACCCUGUUCGAUAUCCGAAUGCGGGCUGAGAUAACCAAGAUUACGGGCCAUAAACGACGAGUACACGGCGUGAAAUGGUCAGUUGACGGGCGUCAUCUGGCCACAGGAGAUGACAGUGGUGUUGUCCACGUAUGGGACCAUAGAGCCAAUGAUCUUCUUACGAACGGCGACAAAAAUAUUCGCAUGAAACACAAGGGUCCGGUCAAGGCUUUAUCGUGGAGUCCGUGGCAGCACGGCCUACUAGCAACUGGAGGUGGUUCCCCAGACGGUGAAAUACACAUUUGGAAUACCGGCAAGAUGGUCCCAUCCUCUGACCCACUGCAUACCAUCUCCUUACAGACAACUAUCACGUCUUUGCACUGGUCCCCGCACUGCAAGGAGCUCUUAAGCACCCACGGUUCCUCGUGGUCUGUAUCUCAAAAUAACGUACACUCGGUGACCCAAGUAUCAGCUCCAAGUGUAGAAAACUCGCUCGUGGUUCAUUCGUACCCUUCCUGCCAACGAAUUGUCAACGUCAAAGCACACUCCGCUCCUGUGGGUCACUCUUGUAUUGGCCCCGACGGAUGUUCUGUAUUCACUGUCAGUCCCGUGGAGGAGACCAUUAAGAUGUUUAGGGUCUGGUCCGCGCCAGAUGACAAGGAAAAAAAUGAGGGCAGUGACAUGACCUUGAGGUCUACCAUACGAUAAGAUUUGUACGAUCACGCCGCCCACAUGCUUGCAUAUUUUUGCAUGUAU
Messenger RNA from Suillus paluster, 1661 nucleotides. RefSeq lists its product as uncharacterized. The record is from RefSeq and is a predicted model, not a curated record. Gene Ontology annotation, molecular function: ubiquitin ligase activator activity; anaphase-promoting complex binding; protein binding. Gene Ontology annotation, cellular component: anaphase-promoting complex. The transcript is spliced from 5 exons. The coding region runs from base 123 to 1613 and encodes 496 amino acids. Gene Ontology annotation, biological process: positive regulation of anaphase-promoting complex-dependent catabolic process; anaphase-promoting complex-dependent catabolic process; positive regulation of ubiquitin protein ligase activity. Lineage: Eukaryota; Fungi; Basidiomycota; Agaricomycetes; Boletales; Suillaceae.